AUGCCGCCUCGAAGUGUAUGCUUGAAUGUCUUCACCACAAGUCUUGGCGAGGCCGGCGCGGCGGUGAGGGAAGGACGAGAGGUCAACCCACAUGAACUCACCUUUGGGAGGAGGGACUCUGCGCAGAGCCUGCCUGAUGAUGACACCGCUCGCCGAUCGUCCUCAGGGUCAAUCGCCCCUUCCUCAGCCUCAACGUCGCCACCACCAGCGUUCAACCGCGCAGACUUCUUCACUUCUUUGCGCCCAGCAGCUUCGACUGAGAGUCUGAACUCCGCUUUUGCUUUCGCUUCCAAACCUUGCUCAACAUGCUCCGGCCAAACUGCCAGACUUCGUUGCUCACGCUGCAAGAACGCAUACUACUGCGACAAAGCCUGCCAAAAGUCAUCCUGGAAAGCGCACCGCACAGUCUGCGAGCCGGUCUCGCAGACGCAGGGCUACUCUGCACCAGCAACACCCAACUUCUCCAACCCCACCAGUCCUACCAACGCCUGA
Molecule: messenger RNA, 492 nt
Organism: Macroventuria anomochaeta
Lineage: Eukaryota; Fungi; Ascomycota; Dothideomycetes; Pleosporales; Didymellaceae
Exons: 3
Coding region: 1-492 (163 amino acids)
Source: RefSeq, a predicted model, not a curated record